AUGUCGGCUGAACGGGAGAAGAGAGCGAGAUUAAGCCAUGCCUGUGAUCGUUGUCGAAAAAGACAUGUUAAAUGCGAUGGGGAUUAUCCUAUCUGUGGAAACUGUAAAUCCGUUAACGGCGAAUGUAGCUAUAGUCACCCAGGCAGCAAACGGGGUUAUGUAGAAACAAUCGAUGAUAGAUUGAGCAAGAUUGAACAAGUUUUAACGAAAUACCUGGAAGGUGCCGAUGCUCAACAGCAAAGUAUUAUUAAUAAAUCCCCAGAUAAAUCUAUUGAAAAUCCAGAGGUUGACGUGCACGAAGCUGUAAAUAUGUCAAAAUUGCAAACAAUUGCGCUAGUUGAUUCAAUGUCUUCACUUUCAUUGAAAAAAAGUAGUAGAUUUAUUGAUGCUGUAACUAAAGAUGAUCAAUCCGAAACUAACGAUGAAGGUAGUAACAUUGUUCUCGAAGAGUUCCAACGAUCCGUUGAACCACCACUUCCAGAGUCUUACAGAGGUCCACAAGAAUUACCUCCAAAAGAUCU
Molecule: messenger RNA, 521 nt
Organism: Dentiscutata heterogama
Lineage: Eukaryota; Fungi; Glomeromycota; Glomeromycetes; Diversisporales; Gigasporaceae
Source: the annotation of a GenBank genome assembly